Mesocricetus auratus (golden hamster) is the source of this 3796-nucleotide messenger RNA. Its product is annotated as killer cell lectin-like receptor subfamily B member 1F. The transcript has 7 exons. Lineage: Eukaryota; Metazoa; Chordata; Mammalia; Rodentia; Cricetidae. The record is from RefSeq and is a predicted model, not a curated record. Bases 40 to 795 code for a protein of 251 amino acids.
GAGCUGGUCACUGUUCACAGUUCACAUCUUUUGUCUACAAUGGAUUCAUCAAGAGUCUAUGGCAGUUUGAAGACAUCUAGGACCCCAGAGUACAAGCCUGUAUCACUCUCAUUUCUUCCCUCAGAGCUUGUCACUGUUCAUAGUUCACUUCUUGUGUCUAAAAUGGACUCAUCAAGAGUCUAUGGCAAUGUAAAGACAUUUAGCACACCCUCAUCUCUUUCCUCAGGUGCCUGUCGGUGCCCACACUGGCAUCAGUUGGCUCUGAAACUCAGCUGUGCUGGGCUGAUCCUUCUUUUCUUGAGCCUGAUUGGACUCAGUGUCUUAGUGCGAUUCUUAGUGCAAAAACCACCAAUAGCAAAAUACAGUGUGGCUUCUCAAGAGAACAGGACUGAACCAACAGGGGGAUCAGCCAUGCUAAAGUGCCCGAGAGACUGGCAUUCAUACCGAGAGAAAUGCUUAUUUAUUUCUCAAACUUCCGGGCCUUGGUCUGAAGGUCUAACUGAUUGCUCUGUGAAAGAAGCCACUUUGUUGUUCAUUGAAGAUGAAGAAGAAUUGAAAUUCAUCCGGGAUUUCUUAAAGAGCAAAGAACGUGAGUUUUUUAUUGGACUACAUUAUGUAUCAGCAGAGAAGAUGUGGAAGUGGAUCAAUGGCUCUACUUUAAACCCUGACCUAUUACAGGUCACUGGCAAGGCCAAAGAAGACAGCUGUGCUGUUAUCUCGAAGACAGAAGUGUUUUCUGACACCUGUUCUGCAGACAACCGCUGGAUCUGCCAAAAGAAGCUGAAACAUGACUGAAAUCCUGUGUCCUGACUCCUGACUGCAAAGCUCAUCUCCAUUGCUUUACCUUCCACCCCAGAUCUAUGCACUGAACUGUCAAGGCUGUCGGCCCUCCCGGCACAGUUAGUGGCACAAAGCAUGGUUUACAAAACCUCUGUGACUCACAGUCGCUCAGUUGCAAUGCCUUUAUUCUGUAAAUGUAAAUGUACACAAACACAUGCUCCAUAGGAGGAAACCCACGCCAGCAGGGGCACUGGAGGCCUUGUGUGACCUUUGUUGAUCUCUGCCCCUGGGGUCAUUUAUCUGCAGAGAGCUACAGAAAACUGCAUAAAAAGUCCUUAUCUCUGCCCCCCCCGCUCCAAGCUAUCUUAUAUCUGGGCUGUAGAACCUUGAUUAAAGUCUUUGCUCCUGACUCUGACACCAGAGACUCAGAGUUGGCUAAGGAAGAGUUGGCUUUAAUGGACACCUCCAUAAUACAUAAUUGACUAAUGCUGUGAUAGUGAGUAACUCUAGGUAAACUGAGCUCUGUCAUUGUGACAUUUCCCACUCUGCUGUAAUCCACAAGCACAUCCUGAAGAGCUGGUGGCACCUAGUUCUGAGCUUGUCAGUCUCCAGAGCUGUCAGACAGGAGGGUCUGAGCUUGUCAGUCUCCAGAGCUGUCAGACAGGAGGGUCUGAGCUUGUCAGUCUCCAGAGCUGUCAGACAGGAGGGUCUGUUUUCUUCAGUUUUUUUUUAUUAUGGCAACAGAAAUGGAUUUAGACAAGGACUUAACUCUUCCCACUAUCACACAGGGCUUCACAUUUUAUUUCUUCCACAGCUAUCUAUAGCUUAUGGCUCAUGCACAAACUGAGGUAGGCUAUUUAGUUAUUUUAGUAAAUUAUUAACAUAUUUUUACUUCUUCAGUUGGAGAAAUUAAAAAAUAAGCAUUUAUUCUCAUAAAUCUCUUGUAUAUCAACACUUAUUGAAAAUAGUUGGCAAAUUUUUAGUGGGAAUCAAAAGAAUACAAUUUAAUUUACUGUAUUAGGAGGCAUACUAAAAUUUCUAUUAAAAUAGGCAUCUAUAUGCUUUAGAGACUCAUUGACCAAUUAAAUUACUUAAAUUGAAGCAUAUGCUAAAGUCCAAGUAAAAUUUCAAUGAAAAUAAUUUUUCAAUAAAGUAUUGUUAUUUUGUAUGGAUAAAUGUUCUGCUUGUAUAUGUGUCUGUGCACCUUGCAUAUGCAGUGCACUUAGAAGCCUGAAGGGGGGCAUUGGAUCCCCUGGGACUUGGCCUUUAGAUGGUUGAAAGCUGUAAUGUUUGUGUAGGGAUCAAAUCUGGAUCAUCUGCAAUAUCAGGCAAUGCUCCUAAUCACCGAGCAUUUUCAAAAUUUCAAUAUUCUUACUUGUCAGAAACAAGUACUUAUAUUGUUUUUGAUAAUAAUGUUCCAAUAUAUCAAACAUCAAAGUAAAUCCAUUUUUGAAAAUUCUUAAGAAAGAACUUCUCUAAGAAAUCCUAUCUGAGCAAAGCAGCACUAUAAAUCAAUGGUUAACAUCAGCAAAGUUUUGGAAAGGUCCUGUGACUGUUAAGAGCAUGUAGCUAAGCAGAUAUGAGCAGGAGGGAAGCAAGGACAUGCACACCCACCUUUUUCUAGUUGGGUACUUCCUGACUAGGGAGGGAGUCAAGAGGACCAUGGCUGUGCAUUGGUGGCUGUGUCUCUUGAUAAUUGCAAUGUUCCUUUGAAGCUACAGUUGGGCUCCUCCUGCCAUGUAAGAAACUAAGGUACCAGGGGACUUUCCCAAUGACCACACAUGCCACCAAUGAGUAAGUUGAUGAGCAGGAAAGGAAGUAAUGUAGGUACAUCUUGGCUCUGGAACAAUUUCCUUAACAUAGGAGAAAAGAAAUUCCCAAGAGGGUAAUUGACAAUAACAUUGUAGAAUUAGGACCAUAAGAAAUUUCUGUAAAUUCCAUCAUUCAGAGCUCAAUGAGCUACCUCCCACCUUUAGAUCAACCUGCUCCAAUCUUGUUUGGAGUGUUCAUUCACUUUGAGUUACUUUGCUUUGUUAAAAAUCUUUUGCUCAAAUUGUGUCUUGGGUGAAUUCUUUCUGUGAGAAGACAAGAAUAAAGGAGAAGCUGUCACUUGCUAACAAUGACACCAUCAGGACAGAAAUCAGAGGGGACUAUUACCAUAAUUGACAAUGUGCACACAGCCUCUUGAGAUGGUGUUGGUACCUGUCUUCUGAUGCUGCUUAGAAGGAACUGAGUCCUUCUUGAUGGUUCAGUUUAUCAUCCAUGGGUCUUAGAUCUGAAAUCCAGUAACCCUAAAGGUACAUUGGUAGGAAUGUUUUCCCAUGAUACCCCCUCCAAGAAAAUAAUCUGUCUCUGCCACUUUUGUUCAAGAAUUAAUUUACUUUUGGAUAGGAUCCUACUAAAAUCUAUUUAAGCUAUGAAGGUGAAAUUCUACUAGGAAGCCAUGUCUCACUGUAUCUCAACAAGCUAAAAAUAUCAGGCCUAAUUGAGAUUAUUACAGAUGUACACAUUCACCUGUCAGAUUUAUUAUGAAGGGAGCAGGCAAAAGCACCUUGUCUUAAGUACUGUCAUUUUGACUUAAGACUCCAUUUUACCUGUAGGGCGAAACACAAUUCUAGUCUCCAGGCCUUGGUGGAGCCUGGAACUUUUCUGUGGCUGAACGACCUCUUCCUUAAACAACAGAAAUAGUCUAUUAUGCUCCUCAGUUCUCUAACACAUUUUGGUUGUACCCAACAAUAGAAGGUACAAAUGAAUCAGAUUGGUUGGGCUGAAAGCCUUCCGUUCUGUGCCAGUUGACCAUCAUGGAACACUUGAGGAAAGCUCCUCAUCCCUGAUUGGUGAAAAAAUAAGUGUAACUUGGCACAGGUGUGUUUAUGGUUUUGGGCUUAUAAACCCGACUUCUGCCCCUUUUGGUGGAUGCCAGGGGAAACAAAGUUCCUGGGUCCUUGUCCUGCAACCCUGAUCCAUCAAUGACUUCACUUAUGUUCUGAUUUAUUAAAGUCUUUGGAACCUGUAA